ACCACCAAAGAUCGAGCAAGCGGGCGAGGCCCGAGCAGCCGCCGCUGCUGACCCUGAGCUCCCACAUCCACCUCCGCUGGGAUGACCGCGCCAGGCGGGCCCUCCCCGCCGACGACCAGAUCGGCAUCCCCUGGCGCCAUCUCGCCCCCUUCAUCGACUCCCCGCCCCGCGCUCACCGAGAAGGGGCCCUGGCCGACGUCGCCCCCGUCCCCAGGCGGAUUUUCUCCCUCGCCGACAUCCCUCUCCUCGGAGGCCUGCUCUCCUACCAGGUCCUCUGCUCUUUGCUGUGGUGAUCUUCAUCCAGACGCUCUACUUAACAAGGAGCAGCAAAUCAGAGCUGAUAAGAAGGCAUAUCAUGCACACUUGAAGAACUACCAUUCCGAGUAUGGCAAAAUGCUAAUAACCUAUGUCUGGGACGCCUGCCUAACCGAGGCCGACAGGAGAUUCCUUGCUCAGUUUCUUCCGGCCGGCUCCGACGCCGAGGAAGCAGUGCAGGAUUUGCUCACUGGCGAAAAUCACCACUUCGGGAAUCCCCUUGUAACCUCUAGCAAGGGCUGCUGGAGAACAUGGAGAAGGACAGGGUCCGGAGGCUGAUAGGCUCAAGCCUCCCGCGGAGCCAUGAUUUUCCCAGUUGAUGGAUCUUUCCUGUGUAUUUAUCGCUUUGCUAGAGCCCGUGUCUAUCUCUAAAUUGAUUGAUUCGUGGCUGAAAGGAAAAUGAGCCUAUGCUUGCACCAACAUUAUUAGAAUGAGAAUUUAUAAUUUUCUGAGCAAUGCACAUGGACGAUAUCUGGAGCGGUCAAGAGGAUGAGCUGAUUUUUGAAAAAAAAGUUUGAAGAGGUGCCCAGUUUGUGCUUGCUACCGAAGGAGCUUCAUGUUGAAGAAGAUUGAAGACACUUGUAGAGCUACAGGGUUAACACCAGGGCACCGUAUCACGUGUAGAGCUUGUAUAUGUUAGAGCUUAUUAUGUGUAGAGCUUGUAAAGUAUAUGUUAUUUGUACAAUAGGAGCUCUGUACUUAAUCUGGCUGAUAAUAUUUGGAGUAUUA
Molecule: messenger RNA, 1044 nt
Organism: Triticum urartu
Lineage: Eukaryota; Viridiplantae; Streptophyta; Magnoliopsida; Poales; Poaceae
Cellular component (GO): Ino80 complex
Source: RefSeq, a predicted model, not a curated record